AUGACUGACUUCAUCAUCAUUGGUGGCGGGCUGAGUGGCUUACAGGCUGCUCAUGAUCUCCAAGAGGCGGGCAUUUCCUGUCUCAUUCUCGAAGCGCGAGAUAGGGUUGGUGGUAAACUGUGGUCUCUUCCUCUGGGCCCUGGGAAAGGAUAUGUUGAACUUGGAGGGGCCUGGACCAAUGAUGUGAAUCAACCCAAGGUUACUGCACUGGUUAAAAAGCUGGGGCUGGAGAUGGUGAAGCAGAAUAUUGUUGGUGACUGCAUCAUGGAAGAUCAUGGAAGGUUUCCCUAUGGGAGUGAUCCGCCACUCUCUCAAGAGGAGAAGGUAACAUUUGCCGAGAUCAGAAAUCGCGUCGAGGCUCUAUGCCACACCGUAAAAGCGACAGAGCUUGGCCAAUCUCUGACCAAACAUGGCCACAUGAGCAUGGACGAGUUUGUAGUUUCCAUGGGCGCCGGCGAUAUCGUGCGUCGCUUGGUUAACAUUUGGACUGCUGCAAUGCUGGGCGUCGAGUCGAACCAAGUCAGCGCCGUCUUCUUCUUGCACUACUGCCAAGCUGGAGGUGGCCUUAUCCAGAUGCGAUCAGACGGCCGAGGUGGUGGACAGAGUAUGCGUUUUCGACACGGGUCACAGUCACUGUGCCAUGGGCUUCGGCGUGGGCUCAAGCCAGACACGGUUAUAUGCUCAGCCCCUGUGCAAACGAUUGAGCAGGAUCUCAGCAAUGGAUGCUCAGUUACCACUCGAGACGGAAGACGUUUUCGCUCUGAACGCAUCAUCUCUACCGUUCCAAGCGUCUUCUUGAAUCAGAUAACUUUUUCACCGUCUUUAUCAGCAGAUAAAUGUUGGCUUAGCGCUCACAGCAAACUUGGAUUUUACGCAAAGGUAUUUCUCGUCUACUCAAAACCCUGGUGGCGUAAACUCGGUCUCUGUGGCCUGGCCCAAGGCUUCAGUGGCCCAGUGGCUCUGACAAGAGAUGCCUCGAGUGAUGAAGAUGGCCUGUUUGCCCUUAUAUGCUUCGUGGUAGGCCAAAAAGGUGCAGAAUGGGCACAACAAGAUGCGCACGAUCGCUUGACUGAAGUGAUUGACCAUGUGGAGCGUAUCUAUGGGGCAAAUAUUCCACGGCCGCUGGAGACGCGUGAACAGAUUUGGAACGAAGAAGAAUUUUCACAGGGAGCACCCUGUCCUGUGGUGCCCGCCUCUUGCUUGAGGAGCCUCAGUCAAGAUCAAUGGAGGCCGGAAGGCUACAUUCACUUCGCUGGAACAGAGACAAGCACCGUAUGGAAGGGAUAUAUGGAGGGAGCUCUGGUCUCCGGCAGCAGAGCUGCAAGAGAAAUUAUCGAUGUAUUGUCUACAAAUUAA
Messenger RNA from Trichoderma virens Gv29-8, 1356 nucleotides. RefSeq lists its product as uncharacterized. The record is from RefSeq and is a predicted model, not a curated record. The coding region runs from base 1 to 1356 and encodes 451 amino acids. NCBI's taxonomy places the organism in Eukaryota, Fungi, Ascomycota, Sordariomycetes, Hypocreales, Hypocreaceae. The transcript has 3 exons. Gene Ontology annotation, molecular function: oxidoreductase activity.